Molecule: messenger RNA, 1161 nt
Organism: Verticillium alfalfae VaMs.102
Lineage: Eukaryota; Fungi; Ascomycota; Sordariomycetes; Glomerellales; Plectosphaerellaceae
Product: nucleoporin POM152
Exons: 2
Coding region: 1-1161 (386 amino acids)
Biological process (GO): protein import into nucleus; nuclear pore organization
Cellular component (GO): nuclear pore transmembrane ring
Molecular function (GO): structural constituent of nuclear pore
Source: RefSeq, a predicted model, not a curated record
AUGUGUGCGAAGGGCGACAUUGGACGGCCUCGAUCUGAACCUUCCAGUUGCAGGCGCUUCGCCUUACCACGUCCAGUACUCAGUCCGCCACAAGCCCUCCGCGGCGCCGAUUCCCAGGAGCACAAAGGACUUCGACGCUGCUCAGAACCCGGGCCACCCAUCGCCAUGGACACGUCCAAGGCUGGCGAGUACACGUACACCUUUUCGGCGCUGGCAGACGUUCUCUACGAUAGCGACAAGAACUUCACGCCUCUUGUGGUGCGCCAGCGCGUCAACGCCAAGCCCUCUGCAUCCUUUGUGAAACCUGGACAGUCGUUCAAGUACUGCCAGUCGGAGCAGGACAACGAGGACAAGAUUCCCAUUACGCUCACCGGCAUUGCGCCCUUUUACCUCGAGCUUGAGAUUAAGCACCACGGCGGAACGGUGCCCGAGGUGUACCGGAUCCCCAGCAUCAGCACCAACUCGUACUCGAUCCAGAUGCCGCGACAGCAUCUCCACCUCGGCGUGCAGCACGUGCGAAUCCGCGAAGUCCGCGACGCGCGCGGCUGCCUCCAGCGGUACGACCUCAACGCGCCUUCGGUGCAGGUCCACCUGUACGAUGCGCCGGCCAUCUAUCCCCUCGAGACGCGGGAAGACUUCUGCGUGGGCGAGCGCAUCGCCUACACCCUGUCCGGCACACCGCCGUUCGAGAUCUGGUACGACUUCCAAGGCCAGCAGCGCAAGGCCAAGUCACAGACGACCAGCUUCCGGCGCGUCGCCGAGACGCCGGGCGACUUCACCAUCACGUCCGUCUCGGACAAGGCCUCGGAGUGCCGGGCGUCGGUCGACAUCACCAAGACGAUCCACCCGCUCCCCGCCGUGCGGAUCAGCAAGGGCAAGCAGACGCGCGUCGACAUUCACCAGGGCAACGAGGUCGAGAUUCACUUUGACUUUUGGGGCACGCCGCCGUUUGAGUUUACGUACACGCGCAGCUCGAACCCGAAGCGGGGCCAGAAGGUCGAGGUGCUCGAGACGAAGCGCGGCGUCUCGUACGAGACGAGCACCGUGAUCCGUGCGAGCGAGGAGGGCACGUACGAGGUCGUUGCCAUCAAGGACAAGUUCUGCUCCUUCUCAACGCAGCAGGUCCAGGACGGCAAGGACCAGAAGCUGCUGAAGUACUAG